Molecule: messenger RNA, 1038 nt
Organism: Telopea speciosissima
Lineage: Eukaryota; Viridiplantae; Streptophyta; Magnoliopsida; Proteales; Proteaceae
Product: protein HEAT INTOLERANT 4-like
Exons: 13
Coding region: 52-1038 (328 amino acids)
Biological process (GO): regulation of cellular response to heat
Source: RefSeq, a predicted model, not a curated record
UCUUGGCUCUCUUUGUUUUCCUGUCUCAGCAUCUUUCCCAGUCUCGAAACGAUGAAGAGUGGUUCGAAGAGGAAGGCGAGCCAGAAGGAAGAUAGCAAAUCUCCCGACGAUCUCUCUAAGGAAUCUACCAAGGGUUCCAGCAGAGGUAAACGAGCCAAAGUUCUUGUUGCUCGUACACCUGAAUCUGAGCCUGAAUACUUUCCUGAUAACCGCAAUCUGGAAGAUUUGUGGAAAAUUGCAUUUCCUGUAGGCACAGAGUGGGAUCAACUGAACUCGGUCCAUCAGUUCAAUUGGAAUUUUUACAACUUGAAAAAUGCAUUAGAAUAUAAUGGAGAGCUUCAUGGGAAGAAAGUUUACCUCUUUGGUUGUACAGAAACUCAAUUGCUCAGAUUCAAGGGUGAAAAGAAAUUAAUCCACAUUCCUGCUGUAGUGGCGGUUGUGUCUCCUUUUCCCCCUUCUGAUAAGAUUUGUGUUCGAAUGGAGACUGAAGAAAUAAUAUCAAUGAGCGAAACGAAAAUGGACUGGGUUCCUUAUAUUCCUUUAAAAGAUAGGGACAAUCAAGUUGAGAGAUGGAAGUUGAAAAUUUUUAUACUGAGCUGCACUCAAAGAAGGGAUGCUUUGAGACACCUGAAGCUGGAGCAUAGCAAGAAGUAUGCGUAUUUACCUUAUUUCCACCAGCCCGUGAAGGAGGAUGAACUUGAGCAGAGUAGAGUUGUUCAGAUCUUAUAUCCGGCUGAACCAGAACCUGUCGUGUGUGAAUUUCACUUGGAACUUGAUGAACUUGAGGAAUUUACUGAUGACCUAAUUGAAAGGGAACAACUAUCUGAAGAUCAGAUAGACUCUUUCAAGGAAUUUGUCAAGCAGAAGAUCAGAGAAGCGAGAAAAAUUAAACGAGAGGCAAGGGAAGCUCAGAAAAAGGCCCUGGAGGAAAUGAGUGAGGAUACUAGAGCAGCUCUUGAGAAUAUGCGGUUUUACAAGUUUUAUCCUGUACGAACACCUGAUACCCCCGAUGUAUCCAAAGUGAAGGUGAUUUUCUGA